Molecule: messenger RNA, 555 nt
Organism: Cooperia oncophora
Lineage: Eukaryota; Metazoa; Nematoda; Chromadorea; Rhabditida; Trichostrongylidae
Source: the annotation of a GenBank genome assembly
AUGGCUGACGCUAUGCGGCGUUGUGAUGUUCUAUCACAGCAAUUACCCAAGUUAUCCCACCUAAGGCACCAGAAUGACAUUCACGGAAUGCGGCUCACAGUUGCUCUACGCUUGUUCGCUUUAUUGGUGGUGAUGGUGACGGCAUCAGCGCAACAGAGUCCGCCUACUAAUUCAUCUACUGAUGCAAAUACGACGGAGACCACUACUACUACUGCGAGCACAACGACUACUACUGCAGCGACUACAACAGCCAAUGUACACCCAAAUCCUUCAGUCAACCAAAUUUGCCCCCAGGGACCCGAUUCAACAGACAGAGUUAGGGUGAAUGCACUUCAGGGACAUAAUUUCCGCAGAUCUCAACUUGCUCGAGGAAGGGUGAAGAAAAACAACGGAAAUACUCUGCCCAAAGCUGCUAACAUGAGGAGGCUGUUGCGACCUGGAAUCUUCUGCCAGGCAGUCUGCUCACAAGUGGUCCUAAUCUUCCAUCUGGCGUACAGGAGAACACUAUGGUAUUCUCAAAAAGCCGAGCUCAAUACCGCAAGGAUGCAAUUUUAG